Messenger RNA from Xenopus laevis (African clawed frog), 2076 nucleotides. RefSeq lists its product as uncharacterized. The transcript has 6 exons. The record is from RefSeq and is a predicted model, not a curated record. NCBI's taxonomy places the organism in Eukaryota, Metazoa, Chordata, Amphibia, Anura, Pipidae. The coding region runs from base 164 to 793 and encodes 209 amino acids.
ACUUGCCCGUCUCCUCUGUUACUUUUCAGCUGCCUUGUGAUACGGAGGGAAUUAGUUGAAAAGCUUCGCGGAAGUCAAAAUCUAUUUUUUGGGCAAAACUGGGCGAUUGUAUUUAACUGUGCUGGUGGUUUAGGACGCUCCAUAGUCAGAUAAGCAAUACUUGAUGGGUAACCGGGAAGUGGCGGGUGUUUACAUAAUGGCAAAAGAUAAGAGGAAAAGCCUAGGUAAACAUGAAGGGAAAGUGGAACAGACAGAGAGCAAAUCAGAAGCUGCUCCAGUGAAAAAGCGGAAAGUGGAUGCUGAGGUUCCCGGGGGAUCUGACUCUGCGGUAUCUCAGGAAGAAGCUAGCGACAGUCUGGAAACAGAAGGACUCACUCCAGAAGAGUGCAGAGUACUAGAGAGAAAAUUGAAGAAAGAACGUAAGAAGGAAGAAAAGAGGUUGAAAAAAGAGAGUGAUAUGCAGGAGAAGAAAGAGGAACCUCCAAAACCCUCAGGAUGUGAACUGGCACUACAAUACCUAAAAAGCUGGUCGAAAAAACAUGAAGAAUGGAAGUUUCAAAAAACCAGGCAAACAUGGCUCCUUCUGCACAUGUAUGAUCCAGAAAAGGUACCCGACAAAUACUUCAAGAUCCUUUUAGACUACAUAGCAGGGCUGCAAGGCAGGGCACGGGACACCACAGUGCAGAAAGCCGAGGCCUUAAUGAAGCAGUAUGACAGCUCCGAUGACACAAAGGAGGAAGAUCAUGUUGCAAAGAUGGCCAGGAUCAGAGACGUCCUGCAGAUCUUAUCAUAGGAUUCCAUACAGUACAUUGCACAGCAGAAACGGACUAUAGGCUUGGAGCGGGCGUAUCUGUGUUUAACUAAGGCAGAUGAUAGAAUUUAAAGCCUAUACUGUAUAUAUGUUAUGCAGAAAGAGAUUUCCCCCCAGAAAGUGAGCAAUAAAGGUUUAGACAAUGCUUACUUACCCUUCUGUAUGUGGAUUACAUCUACCUGCUGGCAAAGGCACAUAAUACACAUUUUAGGUGAUAUGUAUUAUAUGGAACCCAGUAUCCAAAAUACUCCAAAUACUGGCAAUGUCAUCAGCCAGUACAUAUUGUACAGGUAUGGGACCUGUUAUCCAGAAUGCUCGGGACCUGGGGCAUUCCGGAUAACUGAUCUUUCUGUAAUUUGGAUCUUCAUAACUUAAGUCUACUAGAAAAUCAUUUAAACAUUAAUUAAACCCAAUAGGCUGGUUUUGCCUCCAAUAAAGAUUAAUUAUAUCUUAGUUGGGAUCAAGUACAAGCUACUGUUUUAUUAUUACACAGAAAAAGGAAAUCAUUUUUUAAAAUUUGGAUUAUUUGGAUAAAAUGGAGUCUACAGGAGACCCCCUUUGCCUAAUUUGGAGCUUUCUGGAUAACGGGUUUCCGGAUAACGGAUCCUAUACCUGUAUAAACAAUCAUGUCUAUAUUCCUCUGUAAUAAUUACACAGUGCAUUAACUAAUGCUAAUUAACCCAGAACACACUGAUACUCUAUAACAACCCCUCUUCCAGAAACAGCAAGUCCCAGGCACCGCAGAUAAUAGAUCCCAUACCUGGACCUCAAUGAUCACGGGUUCAGCAUGCAGUUUAGUGCUUAGAGUUAUAUUGAUAGAUCAGCACCAAAUGUCUAAAUGAUACAAUAAUUUGAGGGUGGCACCAACAAGGCAAAAAUUCUUACAGAUUUUUUUCUUGCUGCAUUUUGUGCAAGAUGCUUCUUCCCUUUUCUUUUUUUUUUAAUUCUUUGGUAUUUAUCAUGUUUCACUUGAAGUUUGUGUAAUAACAUUUUUAUUGAAUUGUAUCAAAACCGCUGUAUUUUCAAAGUAAGAUCUUAAAAAUACAAGUAUGGGACCUGUUAUACAGAAUGCUCAGGACCUGGGGUUUUCCGGAUAACUGAUCUUUCUGUAUUUGGAUCUUCAUAACUUAAAGUGAUACUGACACUUAAAAACUACUUUUUAAAAUAUGAAUGUACAUUAAAAGUUACUUAUAGAUCAUGUCGAUCAUUUUUUGCGGAGAGAUUUGUUUUUGUAAGUAAUUGUUAAUUAAAGUUUCUAAACCUGA